Molecule: messenger RNA, 369 nt
Organism: Vicia faba (fava bean)
Lineage: Eukaryota; Viridiplantae; Streptophyta; Magnoliopsida; Fabales; Fabaceae
Source: the annotation of a GenBank genome assembly
AUGUACAAUAUGAAGUUGAAAAGUAGAAAAGAAGAAACAAAAAGUGUUGUUUUUUCAGUUGAAGAUAUUCAUUCAGAUGAUGAAUGGGUGAUUGAAUAUCCUAAUGAAGAAAAUGUGCAAACUGAAGUUAAAAUUAAACAAGAUGAUGUUAUUGUUAACAAUGUUGUGGAAGUUUAUGUUGUUGUUACUAAUAUUAUGCAAAGUGGUGGUGGUGGCAAUGUUGAAUUAGGUGGAAGUGAAACUUCAAGCAAUCCAAUUUUAGUUAAUGAUGAAGAAUGCGUUUUACCAGGGACAAAGUUUGGUGAUGAUACUCAAGAUACCGAUGAAUAUGAUGAUGAUGAUGAUUUCACUAGAUAUUUAGAUGUUUAA